Messenger RNA from Ochotona princeps (American pika), 2515 nucleotides. It is a transcript of the gene CHMP3, whose product is annotated as charged multivesicular body protein 3. Lineage: Eukaryota; Metazoa; Chordata; Mammalia; Lagomorpha; Ochotonidae. The transcript is spliced from 6 exons. The coding region runs from base 120 to 788 and encodes 222 amino acids. The record is from RefSeq and is a predicted model, not a curated record. Gene Ontology annotation, cellular component: multivesicular body; ESCRT III complex. Gene Ontology annotation, biological process: protein transport; endosome transport via multivesicular body sorting pathway; late endosome to vacuole transport.
ACCCGCCGCUCCCGCGUUCCGGGCUUCGCUCCCGGCCGGCCCCGCCCCAGCGGCUGCCCGGGACCUGCCUGGGCACGGGGAGCGGCACGCCGGAAGGCGCAGGACGAGUUCCGUUCGCCAUGGGGCUGUUUGGCAAAACCCAGGAGAAGCCGCCCAAAGAGCUGGUCAAUGAAUGGUCAUUGAAGAUAAGAAAAGAAAUGAGAGUUGUUGACAGGCAAAUAAGAGACAUACAAAGAGAAGAGGAAAAAGUGAAGCGGUCUGUGAAAGAUGCUGCCAAGAAGGGCCAGAAGGAUGUCUGUGUGGUUCUGGCCAAGGAGAUGAUCCGGUCCAGGAAGGCUGUGAGCAAGCUGCACGCCUCCAGAGCCCAUAUGAACUCGGUGCUCAUGGGGAUGAAGAACCAGCUCGCGGUCCUGCGCGUGGCUGGCUCCCUGCAGAAGAGCACAGAGGUGAUGAGGGCCAUGCAGAGCCUCGUCAAGAUCCCGGAAAUCCAGGCCACCAUGAGGGAGCUGUCCAAAGAGAUGAUGAAGGCUGGGAUCAUAGAGGAAAUGUUGGAGGACACCUUUGAGAGCAUGGACGACCAGGAAGAAAUGGAGGAGGCAGCAGAAAUGGAAAUCGACAGAAUUCUGUUUGAAAUCACAGCAGGGGCCUUGGGCAAAGCACCCAAUAAGGUGACCGACGCCCUUCCGGAGCCAGAGCCGCUAGGAGCGAUGGCUGCGUCCGAAGACGAGGAGGAAGAGGAGGAGGCCCUGGAGGCCAUGCAGUCGCGCCUGGCCACACUCCGCAGCUAGGCCCUCCCGCUGCUUGCACACACACUCCUCAAGAGCCGCCAUUUCCCGUUUUCUUGCACUACACCUUUGCGGAGGCGCCGCACCCAGGAGAAGGUUCUCUGCUCAUCUCUUUUUGCUCUCUGCAGAGGUUUUGGGGAUUCCCAAGGGGUUGUUGUUCUCCAGGUGGUGUCAUUAAACGCAUCUUUCUCAGGCGCUGGAAUAGCAGAAGGAUCCUUUCAGGGGGAGGGUCACGCAUUCCGUUCCCUCUGAGGGGAUCACUGGAGGGCUGAGAACUCUCCAUUUUUUUGUCUGUAAAACACUAUAUCCAUGGACUUUAAUAAAGUUCUGCUUUAACAUUUGGAUGCAUUGUAGCUUGUCACGUGCAGGCUGUUUCCUCCAUGGGCCUGGAAAUGAGAGGAAGUGCUCUGGCCAGGCCCAUGGGCCAUACAUGCCCAACGAGAGUAACUUCUGCCCACUGGGAGCUGCCCCUCUUCUGUCACAUGGUGAACCAGGAGAGACUUGGCCGUUGUGUACCUUGUGCUGGCACUCAGCUGGCUGUAUUAUGUCCUGGGGUGUAGGUGGCUGUAUUUACAGUUUGCCUCACUUCCUCCCCAUGGCAGUUUGCUCCCAGAAAAGGCAGUUGUGGAAUUGCACUAGGGCUCCUCCACUGGCACGUGGCAUGACCCUGCUUGGAGCUGCUUGUCGUGGGCCUGAGCCAUGGGCUGCUGCCCGUCAGUGCUCAGGUGAGUGUGGUCAUGCGUCAGAAGCAAUUCUCUCACACCUGGGAUGUUCUUAAGAUAUCUUCUAAAUCAUUCAGUAGGAAUGUUUGGUGUGUGUGUGGCAAUUUAUGAAGCUGUUUGGCAUAUGUGAUUUUUCAGUCUUUAUCAGCAAGGAAAAUGGCUCCACUUGCUAAUGUAAACAUCCCACCCCACAGGAAGCAUAGAUUCUGGGUUCAGAUCACAUCUCUCUGACCAGGCUUUGUAUGUGCACUAAAGCAGCCAGGCGGCAACAUGUCCAGCAAGAUAUGCCCAGCUGCCUCCUUCAGAAGUUUUGCAGUGAGAUCCUGAAACAGCAUGCUCCUUCCACUCUGGCACAAAAUAGCAAUGUUCAAACCAGAGGAGCCUCCUGUUGGCUCUUGCCUUCAGCCGCAGGAUUUAGUUGCUUUUCUUUAGCACCUAUAAGUGAAGGGUCAUAGCAAAACUGAGCCAAACACCCCAAGUUCCCAGAUCUGCCCCUGCCUCUCGCGCACUGUCCACCUUCCUUGGUGUCCCUACUCCAGUGCUACACGUUACCAUGGAGCCUGCAUUGAGUUCCCAUUAGGUGUUUGUUCUGUGGGCUUGCGCGCGCACACACAUACACACACACAUGUAUAUGUGUAUGCCACAUAUAUGCCAUAGUAGUGUUACACAGAAUAGUGUCAUAGCCCUAAGGAUGCUGUGCUCCACCUGCCAAUACUCACUCCCACUAAACUGGCCUUUUUCACUGUCUCCAUUGCUUUGCCUUUUCUAGAAUGUCCUAUAGUUGGAGUCAUAGUUUGUAGCCUUUUCAGACAAUCCUUUUUUUCUCCCUCAUGUCUUGUUACGCAUUUAAGUUUCCUUCAGGAUUUCUCAUGGCUUGAUAGAACUCACUUCUUUCUGGGACAGGAUAUUAUUCCAUUGUCUAGAUGUACCAUAAUUUAAUCCAUGCACCUGUGUACAUCUUGGGUUGCUCCCAAGUUUUGCCAAUUAUGAAUAAAGCUGCUAUAAGUA